GCACUCUUUGAGGCACAACGCCAGGAGGAAUUAGAACUUAUAUCUGCGACGUACCCUAACCGAAUAACCACGGAUUCUCAGGGAGAAAUUAUUUCCGGUGAGUUCACGGCCUUGCCAUACUGCCCUGAGGGAGUUUACAUUAUUGGAACUGGACUUCACCGCGAGCUACAGUAUCCGGAGCUAUGUAUUUCACAUGAUGCCAAUACUGGCUUCACCUACCUCCUACAUAAAUUACCUCCCAUCUUCUUUCGCUUCUAUCUCGGAAAAUCCUACCCUGCGGAUACGACCUUUAGUUUCACCCUGGAGUCUGUUUGGUUAUCCUCGAUAUCUAUUGACUUACUCUCUUGUCGACUAACAGAAGAGAUACGCACGUUUAAUGGAAAUUUCGCCGUGAAGCACUGCUGUGAAUUCCUCGGAAAUGAGGCAGUGGACUUCCUCUUUAGGAGCUUCUCAGACGCACCCAUUUGCAUAAACUUAUUUGAAUAUGCGGAACUUGACGAGGCUAGCGCUGAUGCCGAAGGUGGAGACAAGAUAUACCGACUAACGGAUUUGCUAGUUGGUCAUGAAGAACAGGCCAGGAAUCAGGAAUUCGCUGAUGCCCUUAAUGAAUGUCCUGUCUGCUUUGAUGAGGUGCCUGGCACCCGGUGUAUUCGCUUCCGGAAGUGUCGUCAUUUUGCCUGUCGUGAAUGUGCAGCCGCCAACUUUGCCGAGCAGAUUGCGCAGGGUACAAAUGCCUGUGAGCCGACUUGCGUUUCAUGUGCGGAGCCUGUUCGUCAGCAGGAGGUGAGAUUUUGCGUACAACUACACUAUACUAAGUGUUGUACUAUUUUCGAUAAGGUUCCCCUAACGCAAAAUCCCUCCACCAACAUGACCGCCAUAAAAGCAGCAAAGUGGUGA
Dibothriocephalus latus is the source of this 897-nucleotide messenger RNA. The record is from the annotation of a GenBank genome assembly. NCBI's taxonomy places the organism in Eukaryota, Metazoa, Platyhelminthes, Cestoda, Diphyllobothriidea, Diphyllobothriidae.